Messenger RNA from Armigeres subalbatus, 6153 nucleotides. RefSeq names its product myb-like protein Q (gene Cph). Gene Ontology annotation, cellular component: nucleus. The record is from RefSeq and is a predicted model, not a curated record. Lineage: Eukaryota; Metazoa; Arthropoda; Insecta; Diptera; Culicidae. The coding region runs from base 1072 to 4389 and encodes 1105 amino acids. The transcript is spliced from 5 exons. Gene Ontology annotation, molecular function: RNA polymerase II cis-regulatory region sequence-specific DNA binding; DNA-binding transcription factor activity. Gene Ontology annotation, biological process: regulation of transcription by RNA polymerase II.
CGAAUAUAAGUCGAGAGGGUCGACGAAGGCUGUGUUGGUGUGGAUGGUGUGGUGGCGGGUUUCGAAGAAGAGGACGAUGGUUUUUGGGAAAAAUCUCCCAGUCCAGCCAUUCAGUCAGUGCAAUUCCGCAGACCGAACGAGAAGUAUCGAAGAGGGCGCACGGACGUCAGAAUAACCGGAGCCGUCAGCGUCGUUUGUCCGGCAAUUAUUGUAUAGAGGAUCAUUCACCAUACAGUACACAGUGUGUAGUGCUUACCUUCAAGAAUAGACGACACACUCAUUCAGCGGUGGGCCGAGUGGGAAAGCGAGACGGCACAACAUAAAAAACGGACGUGCGUGUGUCGUCUUGCGCUCGCCGUCGGUUGCAGUGUGUGCGGUGCUGCGGACGGGAUGCGAACGGGAAGAAGGACCACAGGAUAUCAGUCCCCCAGGUCGUCACCGUGCGAUCAGAAACAAAAAAGACGUGUCCCAGAACGGUUGUCUGUCUGACGGUCGGUUGGUCGCUCGAUUAAUCGGAAGUCGUACGUGUCAUUUAGUUUUUCGGAAACCGCUACUGGACCACCAACGCAUAUAGCGCGCGCGUUCGAAACGUCCGAUCGUGCGAAGGAUAAUAAACCAUAAUUCAUUCAUUCAUCAACAAGCGCUUUUGUUUCGGAAAGGCGAUCGCGCGAUCGACAGUGUGUGUGAGCGUGUGCAAAUUUCGGCGCCUACUAAUCCUCAUUCGCAUUGUUUUGUUUCCGGAACGGUGCUUUUGUUCUAGUGUUCCUUUCAUUCCACUCUUCGCAAGCUGUGAAUGAACUUGUUCGGCGCCUGUUUUGAUUGACCGAACGGCAGCGAAGAACAAUAGAAGCUGGUGCGAUUCAUCGCUGUGAUAGUGUGUUUUGAACAACGACUGAGUGCAAACAAAAAAAAACAUCCAAAGAAUAAGCAAUCCACCCAAAGUGCCAUGCUAGUUGCGAUUGUUGCCGAAGGCAAAUUAGCAAGUGUGAAUCGGAAGUGAUUUUUUUUUGUUGGUUUUACCAAGAAUUGGGAAUUGUUGUGUGAGCCGCGGGAAGCUGUGUAUGCAUUUCGAUGAAUUAUUUUCUGCACAGCGAGUGGUACAACGAGCGGUACAAGAAGAUGCUGUCCACCAGCGAGGACGCCGGAUUCUACUCCCACAAUCGUGAUCAUUCAGACACCGGAGAAUCUGAAGGCACUCAAGAUAUCCUAACAUGCGGGUCCUGUCAGAAAACGUUCGCUCUCUCCGACAUUGUGCGAUUCAUCCAGCACAAAGUGCUGCAGUGCAACAAGGAAAACUACGGCCAGUGCUACUCGCAAGCCACCGCCGGUGACAGGGACUCGGACGACGGACGGCCUCUAACGUUGGCCAAUUCGCGGCGGCCCUCGAUCUCCGCUCCUAUCUCGGCGCGGAAAGCCAGCGGGUCCCGAGUGCACACGCCACCGCCCACCAGCCCGGCCGAGCUGCUGCGGGACGGUGCCUCCAGCACGCCGAAACGGCUCAAUGAAGAAUCCGAGAACGCUUCCGCCUCCCGCUGCCCGUCGAGUUCAAGCCCACUGGGCAGCAGCGCCAGUAGUGGCGACGCCGAAGAUACCGAUGACCAGCAAAACAAACCGCUCUCCGAUGAGGCUACGGAUCCGGCGGCCACCGCCUCCACCUCCAUUGCAAUCAAACAGGAACAACCCGAAGCGGACCCGAUGGUCCAGGAUCGGGAGCGGGACUGCGGCAGUAGCGGUGCUCUACCGGCGACGACGUCGGACGAGCCCGCUCCGAAAAAGCCCCGCACCACCUCGACGGCUACCACCACGGAGCUGGCGGACGCCGAAUCCAACACAACCGGCAGCAACAGCAACGGCGAACCCAGCAACUAUGUUUGCAGCACGUGCAAAACCAAAUAUCAUUCGGCGUGGCGGCUGGUACAACAUGUCCAGCACGCCCAUCGAGUGAAGAUCUACGAGGUGGUAUCGCUCAUCGAUGAUGAGGAGGAGGAUGAUGAUGAUGGGGAAGCAGAUGGUGAGCAUGAACCGACCGGGGUAGAAACAAGCCACGAACCGGAAGUUGUUAACGACGAUGACACUCCGGCGACCAAUGAACAGGAAUCGCUGGCCCAAAGCGGCAAAUCUCAUUCCAUGAAUAAUCUUAGCGGUAGCUCCAGCUGUUCCACCAACAACACCAGCGGAAAUAGCUCUCGAGGUAGCGGAAUUAAUCUGCUCCAGAAUCAGUUGCAACUUCCUCAACAGCAACAACACCAGCACCAACAUCAGCAGCAGCAACAACAACAACAACCACCACGUGAUUCGCAAAGUCUUCCACCGCCGGGUUUGAGACAUCAUCCGCUACUUCCACCGCCGGAGAUGCACGCCAACCCAUUUGGCUUGCUGCGCAUGCCGAUGAACCAUCACCCGCACAGUCCGCUGUUUGGCCGCGGUCACCAUGACUUUCGCAUGGAACACCUCAUGUCCGAGCAGUUUCGCAACCAUGGUCUCAAUCUUGCGGCGGCUGCAGUUGCAGCGGCCAACCAACUGAAAACCCACAAUCAACAGUUCAACGCCGGCGGCAAUCCGACAACAGAGCGGCCGCCCUCAUCAGGGAGCAUCUCUCUACCCGGUGGUACCCAAGGUUUGGUUCUCGAACCCCAUAUGGAUUUUUACUCACAGCGCUUGCGGCAACUCGCGGGUACCACCAGCCCAGGGACUAAUCAAAACACCUCCAACUCUCCAAGUCCCCGCAAGCAGCACUCCCCUUCCUUCGCCAGCCCCUCACCCUCCCAACUUCCACCUACCCCGCUGACAAACAAUUCCCGACCCCAAAGUCUAACCCCGCCCGAAAAGCACACCGAACUGAGCGGACUCGAGUCCGGCACAAUCACCAACACCCCUCGGUCGGCGUCCACCCCUCCGAACAAGCAAAGCCAAAUCACCGACGCAAUCCACUCGUGCGAGUUCUGCGGCAAAAAGUUUCGCUUUCAAAGCAACCUGCUCGUGCAUCGCCGAACGCACACCGAAGAACUCCCCUUCAAGUGCACCAGCUGCGAAUAUUCCUGCUUGGAUGUGAUGAAGCUAAAACAGCACAUGAAGACGCACGGAAUCCCCAGCGAGGACGGCAUCAGUAAUCCGGAAAGCUUGGACUCCGAUUUGGACGAUUCGGAUAACGAGCUGAUGGAUGCGGAGGACAUCGACGACGAUGACAAUGAUGACGACCGAGACGGAGAGCUGGGCGAAGAAGCCGAAGACCUCAGCAUGAGCAGCACCCAGAGCCACGCCAAGAAGGAUGGCCAGGUGCACAUGCAAUCCUCUCUGGUUGGAGAGUUGAUGGACAAAUUCGGCCUGUCCAACAUUGCUCAGUACUCUGAAGCCUACAAACAAGCCCUACAGGAGUCGGGAAACGCGUUGAAGCUGCAGCUGACCAGUAAAGAUCGAGAUAACAACAACAGCGCCAUGGCCAUCCCCGGAUUGGCCGAGAAGUUGAACGGACUUCCGGCGGCGUUGCGGAUCAAAGAGGAACUAGCGAAGAACAUGCUGCAGCACCACAACCCCCAACUUCCACAAGUUCCUCUGUUCAACCCUUUCGAAAACCCCUUCGAAGCAUCCAAGCGAAUGAAGCUCGAAGGCAGCGAUAGCUGGUGGAACAUCCCUGGUCUGCACCGGAACGAAUCCCUGUUCGAGAACAUGAAACCAGGCCGUGAUCGUGGCUCCGGAAGCCUCAUGCAUUCGAUGAUGAAAAAAGAGCACAAAUCUCGCAACGACACUUGCGAGUACUGCGGUAAGGUGUUCAAAAACUGCUCGAAUCUGACGGUUCACCGACGCAGUCACACCGGUGAGAAGCCUUACAAGUGUGAACUAUGUUCCUACGCAUGUGCGCAGAGUUCCAAGCUCACUCGGCACAUGAAAACUCACGGCCGACUAGGGAAAGACGUCUACCGGUGUCGGUUCUGUGAGAUGCCGUUCAGCGUUCCUUCAACGCUGGAAAAGCACAUGCGAAAGUGUGUCGUCAACCAGGGUAAACUGCAGCAACAGCAGCAACAACGCGAACUCCAACACCUGCAACACCAACAGCAGCUGCACCACCAGCAACAGCUGGCCGCGCAGCAGCAGCUAGCCGCCCAACAGAUGGCAGCAGCUGCGGCGGCGCAACAACAGCAGGCCGCCGCCGUUGCAGCUGCCGCCCAACAGCACCAACACCGCGAGCACAUGCAGCAACAGCUUCAACAGCAGCAACCUCAAGGUCCCAUGAUCCCGGUCUCACCCAGCCAUGCGCCCUCCGGUAUCCUGCUACCGCCACUGCCCGUCCCGCCCAUGGGUUCCCUGGCGGAGCACCAGGAACGGACAACCACACCCUCCAACAGCAAUCCCGCCACUCCGAUCAUCAAGGAAGAAGCGGCAACCGCAUGACUCUACCCCCCGUGGAGUGGUUAUGAGCUACCCCCGAAUCGGAUGAUGUCCAGAAUCUACUAAGCUAAUACAGGGAAACCCGGACGGAACGUACGAGAUCGUCGGCGAGUGCGCCCUCGAUCCCCUAAGCUGUGUCCGUUUUUUCCGCGCGUGCCCUCCGGCAGGGACAGGGUUCUUAUACCAUUUUAGAGAACAGAGUACAUAGUUUUACGUCGAAAAUAGAGGCAUUAAUACCAAAGUUUAAAACAAGAGCGAGAAGACAGAAUUAUUAGAAAAAUGAUCUUUAUUUCUCCAUUUUUAUGUAAAUAUUAGCCGUAUAAGUGAAAAGAAUGGCAUUUAAUUUUAGUUUAUAAUAUAUAUAGAAAUGAUAAAUUAUUCCCCUUUAUACGAAGAGACAACAUGUACAUUCUACCCUUGAUUUGGUUAAGGCACAAAUAAAUGCAACCCUAAAAAAAGUGAUUGAAAAUUUUGCGAGAAAGAAAAACGGAUAAUCGAUUUUGAUUAUCCAUAUUGUUGACGAAUGAAAUGAACGGUCAUGUUUUUGUUGAUAGUUUUAUCAUUUUCCUUGUAGAAGUUUUAUUUCCAUAUCCAGAUUCUUCUCUCUUUGUGUAAGAUAAUUGUUUAGGCUAAUUGAAUUCACCAAAACAUGCGAAAAAAAGAAAGAAAAAGAAGUCGCUUUUACUUGUUCUUUCUCAUCUCGUUCAUUAUUUUUCCUUAUUUCUGUUGAGGAUAGGAGUCGUAUUUUGCUAGUUUCUCACGUUUCGAAAAGUUAUGUUUCAUCCGUUCCCCGUUUGUAUAUAUUAGUGAUGAUGUUCCGAGUCUUUGUAACAUAUUCCAGCUGGCAGUCGAAGUUCUUUUUCCCUGUGCUAGGUUAUUACGUUAAGACUGAUCUAUUUUCUCUGCGUUUUUAGAAUAAUUUUAUUGGCCUAUUUAUUGGAUCGUUUAGUUCCAAUUCUUAGACGCAUUUUUUAGACACUUUCCCUCCGAAAUAGGAAAAGUGUUUAGAAAAUCGUUCAAGGAUCAAAUCAAAGACAUAAAAUCAAUUCCAAUCGGAAAUUGCUAGAGCACAAUUGAUAACAGUUUCAAUAGUUUGACAUUCCCGAACAACUUCUUUUAACAAGAAAGACAAACAUUGUGAAGUAGAAACUCGGAAUGUAGAAAACACAAAUCUGGAGAAAAUGUAGUCACGACAAACAGUUGAUUUUAACUUCUAAGGCGGCGAAAAAGCAUGAAAAUCACACGAAGAUUCCUAUUAAACAUUAUGAAUUUAUGUAAAUGUACAAAUCGAACCUAAGUAUAAACAAUAUACGAUGGGAAAAUCAAGUAAUGCAACAAAGAAAAAAAAAAUGAAAAUAGUAAUUUAUUUAAAACAGAGAAAAACAAAACCAGAUCAUCAAACAAUAAGACGACCCCAUUAGUGAAAGACAAACGAUGAGAAUCGGAAAUCUAAAACCAUCGUUGCACAACAUUACAGGCAUUAUGCAAUGUUCUCAACCAACACAAACAAAAUAGACAAACCACUCACACUCUCACAAACAUACACACGAUGAAGCAUCUUACAUAUUAUACAGAAACAAAACUAAACUCCAUACAAACAAAAAAAUAUUUAAUCGAAAUGAAAAAUCCCAUUAUUGUAUUUAAUGCAAGAAUAGCGAAAUAACGAGAAGAAAAAAGAUCAGAAAAACUACAAAAAUCCUAUAUUGUAUAACGAUAAUAAAAACGUACUUAAAAGAAGUAAAUAAAAUAUAAAUGUUUACAAAAAAA